CCGACUCCGGAUGAGCGGCCUCAGCAACAGCUCCAGAUCUGAGCUCCCUGCCGGGCUUCCUGGCUUCUCCGGGGGUUGAGCCUGCCUCUUGCUCAACCCUCCUUCCUUCCCCCACCUGCAGCAGCCUCGGUGGAAGGGGUGACAUAGUUUGCAUUUUGCUGCAGAGGCUGGGGAAGGGGGAGGGGGUGCGCCAGCCACCCACCGCUCCCUGCCAUCAAAGCACCCAGGUUGUGACCGGGAGUUUUCCUUCCAGGUUGUCGCCACCUCGGUCCUCUGGGCUCGGUCUGGGCUGUCCCCCCCACCCGCCUUGAGCCAUGGCCCCCACUCUGGCCACUGCCCACCGGAGGCGAUGGUGGAUGGCCUGCACCGCCGUGGUGGAGAAUCUCCUUUUCUCCGCGGUCCUCCUGGGCUGGGGGUCCCUGCUCAUCAUGCUCAAGUCCGAAGGCUUCUAUUCCUAUCUUUGUACCGAGCCAGAGAAUGUCACCAACAGCUCGGGCCAAGCACAAGAUGCAGAGCAGGAAGAGGUGAGCUGGAUGAACAACUGGCUCAGCUGUAAGGCCCAGGAUGAAAUGCUGAACUUGGCUUUUACCGUGGGCUCCUUCCUGCUCAGCGCCAUCACUCUGCCCUUGGGCAUCGUCAUGGACAAAUACGGCCCUCGCAAGUUGCGUUUGCUUGGCAGUGCCUGCUUCUCUGUGUCUUGCUUGAUGAUCGCCUAUGGAGCCAGUAACCCCAACUCCCUCUCCGUGCUCAUCUUCAUCUCCCUGUCUCUGAAUGGCUUCGGCGGGAUGUGCAUGACCUUCACGUCACUGACGCUGCCCAACAUGUUCGGCGACCUGCGGUCCACGUUCAUUGCCCUCAUGAUCGGCUCUUACGCCUCCUCCGCAGUAACUUUUCCAGCAGUCAAGGUGAUCUAUGACCUUGGGGUCUCCUUCAUUAUCAUCCUGGUUGUUUGGGCUGGCUGUGCUGGGCUUGUUUUCCUCAACUGCUUCUUUAAUUGGCCUCUGGAGCCUUUCCCGGGACCAGAGGACAUGGACUACACGGUGAAGAUCAAGUUCAGUUGGCUGGGCUUUGACCACAAGAUCACUGGGAAGCAGUUCUACAAGCAGGUGACCACGGUGGGUCGGCGACUCAGCGUGGGCAGCUCCAUGAAGCACUCCAAGGAGCAGUCGGCCCUGCAGGAAGGCAACAAGCUCUGUCUGUCCACCAUCGACCUGGAGGUCAAGUGUCAGCCGGACAAAGCAGCGGCCCCCUCCUUCAUCCACAGCCUGUUCAGCCCCAUCCUCCUGCUCAGCCUGGUCACCAUGUGUGUUACCCAGCUCCGCCUCAUCUUCUACAUGGGCGCCAUGAACAACAUCCUCAAGUUUCUCGCUGAUGGCAGCCAGGAUGCAGUGAUGGCUACGGUGGGUCUUUACACAUCCAUCUUUGGUGGGCUCCAGCUGCUCUGCCUCCUGACAGCCCCUGUCAUCGGAUACAUCAUGGACUGGAAGUUGAAGGAAUGUGAUGACGGCUCUGAAGAGGCCGAGGAAAAGGAUGGUGACCAAGCUGGGGAGAAGAGGAAGAAACGAGACCGGCAGAUUCAGAAGAUCACCAAUGCCAUGAGGGCUUUUGCCUUUACCAACCUCCUGCUGGUGGGGUUCGGAAUCACCUGCCUCAUCCACAGUCUGCCUCUCCAGAUUUUCUCCUUCAUCCUGCACACGAUCGUUCGGGGUUUCAUCCAUUCUGCCGUCGGGGGCCUCUAUGCUGCUGUAUACCCUUCCACCCAGUUUGGCAGCUUGACAGGCCUUCAGUCUCUGGUGAGUGCGCUCUUCGCUCUCCUGCAGCAGCCCUUGUUCGUGGCGAUGAUGGGACCCCUUCAGGGAGACCCAUUUUGGGUCAACGUGGGCUUGCUCGGGGUGAGCAUGCUGGGCUUCUGCCUGCCCCUUUACCUGAUCUUCUACCGGCGGGGGCUACAAAGGCAGCUGGACCAGAAGAGGGAGGAUGAGAAGCUCUUCCUCAAGAUCAACGGCACCCCCAAUCAGGAGGCCUUUGUGUAGGGCGCCUCCCCUGCUUCCGUCCACCUGCUCCUCCCCCACUUGGACCACAGCCGCCUUUGGCCCCCCGGCCCAGCCCAGCCCCCAGAGCACACAUCCCAUGUCACCCGCCUCUGCCUUCCGGCCACUCUGGCAUUCUGGGAUUGGACAGCAGAAGCUGCGUUUGCAGCCCGGGCUGUGGCCACCAGGAGCUGGGAAGGCCUGGGGUGGGAGGCCGAGGCCUGGUACCAGACUGACUGCUCCUUUCUUAUGGCAGGCCCACCUGGUCUUCCUUCUCUGGCCAGGGCUCCUGAGGAGCCGGGUCCCCUAUGAGGUUGGCACCACCCCCUGACCACCUUCCACAUCCCUCCAGCUGCUCCCAGAGGGGUAGGCUGUUGGCACUCUCAGCUGGCUGCCCCAGAAGACUGACCAGGACAAUACUGUGGUGCCACCCUGGGAUGCCUGGGUGCCCUCUUCCCUGAGUUUCUGGGUGACGCCUCAUUCGCCAAAUUCAAGGAGGGGGCUGGCCCCUGUGCCCCUGUGCCCCCCUGCCAGCUGCUCCCUCUGCUGCAUGCUGACACAUGGAAAUGGAGGCUUUCAAAGCCUGUCCACUCCUCUCAGUCCCAGAGACACCCCUGGGAUGGCCAUCACCCAGAAGGAUGUGUCUAAGGCAGGAAAGGACCCUCUGGCCACUGUUGGUGCUAGUCCCCUAGUGAUUCUGCUCUUGCCCCACGUCCCCCACCCUGCGGAGUCUCUGCUGUCUUGUGCAUGUGGGACCCCUAUCACCUGCAUCUUGCUGCCUCCUCACUGGGUCGGGACAUGAGGCUGAGCCCUGACAAAUUCAUCAGGUGGUUGUGGGGGUGCCGUGGGGCAGCCCCGGGGCAGGUGCAGCCUGGAUGGCAUUAAAGGGACAGGCCAUUAGGGUGCUAAGCUACUUCCUCACUUUUGUGGGGUGGGGGAAAACGAAGGGGGAGGGGGGAGAAUCACAUAUUUGGAGUGUGUGCUUGGGUGUGUGUGUUUUGGGCGGAGCCCCCUGGGCUGGGCUGGGCUAGCUGGCCAUGCUUGGGUUGAGUGGUGCAGCUGCUGGUAGGCAGCGCCCCCUGGCGUUGGGCCUUCCAGAGUCUUCUGGCCCUCCCCUGGCCCAGCUGGACUCUGGGGAGCCGGCACUGCCCCUGGGGCUCUGGCCCAGGACGUGGCCUCAGUGUGCGGGCCUCAGUGUGCGUGUGCUGCUGCACCUGUCAGUUUCAGCCUGUUUUUAAAAGGACUGUUUCCUGAGGCUAGGCUUCUUAGUAGGUCUGCAAGGGCUCAGGUUUUGUUUGUUUAUUUUCAAGUUUUCUCAAACUUUUUUUAUUGUAAAGCAAUAAAUCCAUCUUCGUGUA
Dromiciops gliroides (monito del monte) is the source of this 3388-nucleotide messenger RNA. RefSeq names its product solute carrier family 43 member 2 (gene SLC43A2). Gene Ontology annotation, biological process: transmembrane transport; neutral amino acid transport. Bases 315 to 2033 code for a protein of 572 amino acids. Gene Ontology annotation, molecular function: L-amino acid transmembrane transporter activity; neutral L-amino acid transmembrane transporter activity. The transcript has 14 exons. The record is from RefSeq and is a predicted model, not a curated record. Lineage: Eukaryota; Metazoa; Chordata; Mammalia; Microbiotheria; Microbiotheriidae.